Molecule: messenger RNA, 321 nt
Organism: Perkinsus marinus ATCC 50983
Lineage: Eukaryota; Perkinsozoa; Perkinsida; Perkinsidae
Product: uridine phosphorylase, putative
Exons: 1
Coding region: 1-321 (106 amino acids)
Biological process (GO): uridine catabolic process
Cellular component (GO): cytosol
Molecular function (GO): uridine phosphorylase activity
Source: RefSeq, a predicted model, not a curated record
AUGGCUGCUGAUGAUUUCUUCGAGGGUCAGGGCCGUACUGAUGGUGCUCUCACUCCCUGGUAUACCGAGGAGGAUAAGAUUAACUUCCUUCAUCGUCUCCAUGAUGCUGGUGUCCGCAACAUCGAGAUGGAGAGUGUCGCUCUUAUGGGUUUCUGCCAGCGAGCCAAGAUCCCCGCUGCUUGCGUAUGUGUGACCUUGGUUAACAGGUUGGAAGGUGAUCAGAUUACCUCUACUAAGAGGCAACUCGCCAAGUACAACGAGUACUCCAUUCGUGUGGUCAGCAACUUCAUUGCCACCACUCAGGCUAGGACUGCUCAUUAA